AUGGGGCUGAGGGACAAGAAGAGGAACCAGAGGCGUGUGCUCUCGCGCCGCUCGGCUGGUCCCAAGACCGGCGAGGGCAAGGAUUUCCUGCCGCUGGAGGGGAAAGAGCAGAGGGUCCGGGAGAAGAAGCAGCCUGAGGAGCCGGAGAGCACGGCCACCGUCCUGUACAUCGGCCACAUCCCCCACGGUUUCUACGAGGACCAGAUGCAAGGUUUCUUUCAGCAGUUUGGGGCUGUUAAGAGGGUCAGGGUUGCCCGGAACCGCAAGACAGGGAAGUCUAAGCAUUAUGGAUUCAUUGAGUUUGAGAACCCUGAGGUGGCGAAGAUUGUAGCUGAUGAGAUGAAUAACUACCUGUUGUUUGAGCACACUCUGCAAAUUGCGCCUGUCCCACCGGAGAAAGUUCAUGCCAAAUUAUGGAAAGGUGUGCGGAAGGGAUUUAUACCAAUUGACCGGGUAGCAAUUGAACGGAAGCGGCUUAGUAAGGAUAAAACAGUGGAGGAGCACAAGAAGAUGCUCGAAGGAAUUGUAAAGAGGGAUGAGAAGCGUCGCAAAAGAAUCAAGGCUGCUGGUAUCGAUUACGAGUGUCCAGCCCUUGCCUGCAAAAUUCAACCUUUUUAUUUACCUGGAGCAAAAGGCACACAAUUGUAG
Molecule: messenger RNA, 648 nt
Organism: Triticum turgidum subsp. durum (durum wheat)
Lineage: Eukaryota; Viridiplantae; Streptophyta; Magnoliopsida; Poales; Poaceae
Source: the annotation of a GenBank genome assembly